GUUACAAACCAUUAAAAAAAAGGAAGAAGCGAAAACCACUGUUUUGAAAGAAACGGAGGUUAAGUUUGGGUGACAGUGGAUAAGAGCGACGAGAGAGAGAGAGACAAUGCAAAUUGCAGCUGCCAACUUCUUUCUUUCUGCAAACCCCAAGGCUGUAUAUCAUAAGCAGACAACAGAUUACUUUACUCCAAACCUCACUUGCACAAGUGUAUCUUUUCCCAGUCAAAUUAAAUAUGGUAGCAGCAAAAUUUCCCUGAGUAAAAAUAACAGAUAUCUUCCAGCUGCUUGUGCUGUGUUAUCAGAAAAUGCGAGUGUUUCAUCUUCUCAGUUUGAAGACUUCUCCGUCACUAAUGUUACCAAUACAACUGAGAAUAAAGAACUAAAGAUUCGUGUUGAGGUGUCAGGAACCAAAACUCGAGCAAUUUUCAACGUCGUGUUUGACAGAAUGGUUGCUGAAGCCCAACCUAUUCCAGGUUUUAGAAGAGUGAAAGGAGGUAAUAUCCAGAGAAAGACGCCAAAUAUACCCCGAGACAUUCUAUUAGAGAUACUGGGACCUUCUAAGGUGUACAAACAAGUUAUUAAGGAAGUUAUCAACUCUACUGUUGCUGCAUAUGUGGAAAAGCAGGAAGCUCUAAAAGUGGGUAAAGACUUGAGAAUAGAUCAAAGCUAUGAGGAUCUUGAAGACCAAUUUGAACCAGAUGAAAAGUUCUUCUUUGAUGCCAUUAUUCAGCUCAAGGAAUCAAACUGAACUACUAAAUUAACAUACAUCUUGAAGACCAACUUUUUGUUAACAUACAUUCACUCAAACUCGAUGCAAUUUUGCUAGGAAUCUCCAAAUUAGGUUGUCCAUUAUUUGUUUGUUUUGGCAGAGGGUUAUCAUCAAUUCAACCAAAAUGAUAGCAUGUUGGAGCUUUUAACCAAGUAGUUUUUUUCUUAGAAAACUACCCUAUUGGUUCGUAUACUUUGAACAUUUUAGUAUUUGUACUUUCAAUUUUUCAAUCAUAGACCUAUAGUAUAUCUCAA
This is a messenger RNA of Cucumis melo (muskmelon), 1023 nucleotides long. RefSeq lists its product as uncharacterized. The record is from RefSeq and is a predicted model, not a curated record. The transcript has 8 exons. Gene Ontology annotation, molecular function: peptidyl-prolyl cis-trans isomerase activity; ribosome binding; protein folding chaperone. Lineage: Eukaryota; Viridiplantae; Streptophyta; Magnoliopsida; Cucurbitales; Cucurbitaceae. The coding region runs from base 107 to 748 and encodes 213 amino acids. Gene Ontology annotation, biological process: protein transport; 'de novo' cotranslational protein folding; protein unfolding.